GACUUUUAAAUCCCCUCAAGGACAAACGCAACAGCAACAACAGAGCUUCACAAAUCUCUCCCAUGGCUAAACUCACUCUGUAAAAGAAAAAAAAAAACCCCCGAAGGUAAAGGAAUCUUACCGAAGAAGUUAACAAUGGCGGAGGCGGAGAGACCCCAUCGAUCUUCAAGCCUUAACAGCAGCAACAACAACACCACCACUGACCUCUUUAUCUGCUUCACCUCUCGCCUCUCUUCUUCUUCCUCCAUGAGACUCUCUUCCAAGUCCAUCCUCAGCCCCGCUCGCUCCGCCUCCCUCACAUCCUCCAUCAGUCGUCGCCUCCGCAGUAGCGGUAGCUUGAAGAGAGGAGUUCUAGCCUCGCCGAUGUUCGGCGCCAGUGGCCGGAAGAGAUCUGGAUCUGGCUACGACAACAAUCCCGAGCCGUCGUCUCCGAAGGUGACGUGCAUCGGUCAGGUUAGAGUUAAGACGAGGAAGCAUGUGAAGAAGAAGAUGAGAGCGAGAUCUAGGAGGAAAGGUGAGACGAGCUUCCGGAGAUCCUCGGAACAGAACGACGGCGCCGGAGGAUGCCGCUUCGACGCGAGCGAGAACCGGUGGGUGCAUUUUCCGGUGACGAUCUGCGAGUCUCUCAGGGCGUUCGGUUCCGACUUCAACUGCUUCUCCUCCUGCAGAUCCUCGUGUACGGACGACGGCCACCGCAGGGAUCGAGACGGAAGGCGGCCAAUGAACGACGGAUGUGGCGGCGGAAGCUCCUGCGGCGCGGUGUUCACUCGGUGGUUCGUGGCGGUGGAAGAGACGGGAGGGAAGAGAAGGGAGAUAGAACUUGUUGUAGGCGGAGAAGACGAAGUGGAGCACAACGAACGGCGGAGGAGUCGCCGGAGGCACGUGUUCGAGGGGCUCGACUUCAGUGAGUUAGAUGUGAAGACGGAGAAGAAAGAGAAAGGAGAAGAUGCCGGUCGGAUCGGCAUCUGCGCUCCGCCGACGAACGCAUUGCUGCUGAUGCGGUGCAGAUCCGAUCCAGUGAAGGUGGCGGCGCUCGCGAGCAGAGUCCGAGAAACGCAAAUGUCUCUGAACGACGGCGCGGAAGCGGAAGAAGAUGACAAUGGUGCAGCAGUAGAUGAAGUUGACGAGAGAAGAAGGAUUGAGCUGGAAAUGGAAGACAAGAAGCGAAUCGAGAUUUGCGAGAAAUGGAUUUCCGGCAAGAUGAUUCCGGAGAUUGAAAUCGUAGAAGAAGCAGAAUCCACACUGGUCUCACGAGGGGAGGAAGAAGCAAAAGUCAUGGAAGAUUCGGUCGAUGAAGGGCAAGAGUCAAAAGCCCUAGAAGACUCGUGUGAGGACGAAAUGGAAGCAACGUUCAUGAGAAACAUCGAAGAUGAUAUCAUGAACGCGUUAGAAGAAGACGAACAGCCGCCGGUGAAUACAGAUUUGACGGCGGCGGCAGAGGGAAAGAAGGAAGAGAGGGAAGAAGAAGACAAAGACAUUGUUGCUUCUGGAACUCAAAACGAAGAAAGAUCUGAAUCCGAAGACCCAGACAACCCGGAUAGACCGGAACUCGACCCGAAUCCGGCUCCGCAGAAGAGAGGAAAUCCACCGGAGGCGACGGAGAAGGAAACGACGCCGUACAAGGUGUUACCGGAUUGUCUGCUUCUGAUGAUGUGUGAACCGAAGUUAUCAAUGGAAGUUUCAAAGGAGACUUGGGUUUGCAGUACGGAUUUCGUCAGAGGGUUGCCGGAGCGACCGCCGGUGAAGAAAUCCAACGGCGGAGGGGGAAGAGACGAACCCAAGAAGCGAACCGCCCCCGCCGCCGAGUCCCUUACGUCUUCUCGCCGGCGCUCUACCGAUAAACCCGUAGUGAACCCGGUGCUGUUGCAGCCACCGCGGUCGUCCUGCUCGUACCCGGCGGCUCCUCCGGCGAUUGUAUCGGCGGUGAAGGCGACGGCGGAGGAGCAUAAAUUCGCCGGAGCUUCUAACAAGGCGUACGAGCCGCCGGUUCUUCCACGGUGCAAGUCGGAGCCGAGGAGAUCAGCGUCAAAGCUUGCGCCGGAGGCUUGUUUCUGGAAGAAUCGGAAGCUCGAGCCUCAUCCUCCGGCCACCGUAGGAGUCGGCGCGGCCGGAGUAGGGUUCUAGAACCGAAAUUUAAAAAAAAUCUGAGGUGAAAUGGUAAUUUUCAAUUUAAUGCAUAUCCUUGUUUGUAAAUUUUGUUUUCAUGGUUACUUCUUCUUCUAGGGUUUGCCAUAAUUCUUUUUUUGGAAUUUUCUGCAUUGUUUUCUUGAUCUGGUUUAUUGUCGAAUUUUGUCUGUCAGUCGAAUGUCCUUUUCUUUUUUCUGUAGAAUAGCAAUAAUAAAAGGAUAAUCGCGUUUAGUACUCGACCAAAAUGCAAUAAAUAAACGGUCCACGUUUUCGAAAUUA
Messenger RNA from Tarenaya hassleriana, 2406 nucleotides. RefSeq lists its product as uncharacterized. The transcript is spliced from 2 exons. Lineage: Eukaryota; Viridiplantae; Streptophyta; Magnoliopsida; Brassicales; Cleomaceae. Bases 136 to 2124 code for a protein of 662 amino acids. The record is from RefSeq and is a predicted model, not a curated record.